AUGUCUGAUACAGCUCACGAAUCAAAUGGUGCUGCAGAAGCCUUAGUGCAGCAGCAGCAGCAGCAGCAACAGCAGCAACAGCAGCAGCAACAACAAGAAUCCUCAUCUUCUUCCUCAUCCUCAUCAUCAGUAGCAACACCAGGAGCAGAUACAACAACAUCAUCAACAACAGCAACAAACACCAACAACAACAGCAGCAGCAACAGUAGUGGUUCAACACCUGAACAACAACAACAACCAUCAUCAUCAUCAGCAGCACCAACACCAUCAGCAGCAACAACAACAACAACAGCAGCAGCAGCAGCAACAGGAGGAGGAGGAGGAGAAAAAAUAAUUCCUCCUGUAGAGAUAAAAUUAUUUAUAGGACGUGUACCUCAAUCAAUUGAAGAAGAAAAUUUAAAACCAAUCUUUCAAGAAUAUGGUGAUGUAAGAGAAGUUAUUAUUAUUAGAGAUAAAAAUACUAAUAAACAUAAAAAUAGUGCAUUCGUUAAAAUGGCUUCAAUAACAGCAGCAGAUAAUGCAAUUCGUGCACUACAUAACAGUCGUGUCUUGGAGUCCGCCAUGGGGCCAAUGACGGUUAAGUAUGCAACAGGAGAGGCAGAGAGACUAGGUCUUAAUCCACAGGCAUGCGAGCCUGGUGUACCUCAAGCAAAAUUAUUUGUUGGUAGUUUACCUCGUACAUUAAAGGACGAAGAAUUAAAGAAUUUCUUUCUUAAUUAUGGCACGGUAGAGGAAGUAUUCCUAAUGAAGGAUUCAGCUACAGGACAAGGACGUGGCUGCGCAUUUGUUAAAAUGUCCCAUAAAGAGGAAGCUUUUUAUGCAAUUAAUUCCUUAAAUGUAAAUGCAUCAAUGGGUCAUGGUGGUGGUCGUAUGUCUGGUGGUAUAGCAAUGGGUACUGCAGCAGGAGGGGGCCCCCGUGGUAUGUUAGGGGGCCCCCCUAAUACAAUGGGAGGGGGGGCCCCCCCCCCUCAUCAUAUUGGUGGUGGUGGUAUGAGGGUCCUAUCAUCAUCUUCUCCGUCUCUUUCAGGUGUAUCCCCAUUAACAAAUGCUACAGGAGCAGCAGCAGGACCAGCAGCAACUGCAGCAUCUGCAGCAGCAGCAGCAGCAGCAGCAGCAGCAGCAGCUAAUAAUAAUCAUAACCCAAGACAAGCAGGGCACUGGAAGGAAUAUUUCUCCUCAGAAGGGAGGCCCUAUUACCAUAACGAAUUAACAGGUAUAACUACAUGGGAGAGGCCCCUUGAAUUCUUACAGGGGGCCCCACCUGUGGGGCCCCCUGUAGGUGCAGGGGCCCCACAAAAUCCUGGAUAUGCUGCUGCAGCACAUCAUCAUCAUAAUAUUAAUCCUUAUGCUGCAAGCAUGCAGCACGGACAGCAGCAAGGAGCUGCAGGAGACGAUCCCAAUGCUGCAGGAGGAAGGGAUCAAAGUGGUCCACCUGGUGCGAAUAUAUUUGUAUUCCAUGUACCUAAUGAAUGGACAUCAUUAGAUUUAUUGAAUUCUUUUAGCCAAUUUGGUCUAAUUAUAUCCGCAAGAGUAGCAAUAGAUAGACAAUCAGGAAGAAAUAAGGGUUAUGGGUUUGUAUCUUAUGAUACACCAGAAGCAGCAGCAGCAGCAGUUGCUGCUAUGAAUGGAUUCCUUGCUGCAGGUAAAAGAUUAAAAGUUACUAUUAAGAAAGGGGAGGAACAGCAUGCAAUUAGAUCUUCUCCUGCUGCUGCUGCUGCUGCUGCUUAUGGUAACCCGGCUGCUGCAGCCGGCGUUGGUGCUGCUGCAGCUGGUGGCGUUGGUGCUGCUGCACAGAUGGGGGGCAUGCAGCAGCAGCAGCAACAGCAGCAAGCUGCUGCUGUUGCUGCAGGCAGGGCAGAUAAUACACAAUGGGCACAUAAUAGUGCUUAUGGUGUACAGACACCUGCUAAUAGCUAUGCUGCACAUAAUAGUGCAUAUCCUGCUGCUGCUGCACCACCGCAGCAGCAAAGAUUUGCUCCCUACUAA
Messenger RNA from Eimeria maxima, 1986 nucleotides. RefSeq names its product RNA recognition motif domain-containing protein, putative. The transcript is spliced from 6 exons. The record is from RefSeq and is a predicted model, not a curated record. Lineage: Eukaryota; Apicomplexa; Conoidasida; Eucoccidiorida; Eimeriidae. Gene Ontology annotation, molecular function: protein binding; RNA binding. The coding region runs from base 1 to 1986 and encodes 661 amino acids.